GACAGAUUUCUUUGUUAUAAUUUCCCGCGUAUUUUGGUAAGGAAAGAACCAUAAUUAACACAAAACGACACAUAAUGGCACAAUGCAAUUAUAGUUGAUUUUGUUAAAUUUGGAAUUUACUAAAGUACGAGUAUUCAUCAAUAUCAGAUUAAGAUUACAGUCAAAAAAUUGUUACUAUAAAUAGUUUUAUAAAAAUAUGGAUGAAUCCAAUUUUCCUGAUCUGCUUCGUUUAUAUUACAAUAGAUUGUUUCCAUAUGUAGAUUACUACAGAUGGCUUAGUUAUGGAGAAGGACUUAUCUUUGCUCGCAGGGAAUUUUCAUUUACACUCAGAGAUGACAUUUAUAUUCGGUAUCAAUCAUUCAAACAAAUUGAGGAUUUAAAAAGUGAAAUUAAAAGGCUUUGUCCUUACAAAAUAGAUAUUGGAGCUGUCUACAAUGUUCCACCAUCAAACAGAAGGAGAGAGUUGAAAUUUGAACCAAUCCAAAGAGAACUUGUUUUUGAUAUUGAUAUGACUGAUUAUGACGAGGUCAGGACUUGUUGCAGUGGGGCAGAUGUUUGUAAUAAAUGUUGGAAAUAUAUGGUGGUAGCUGUAAGAAUUUUGGAUGUAGCACUUAGAGAUGACUUUGCUUUUGAGCAUAUAUUAUGGGUUUUUUCUGGAAGAAGAGGUAUUCAUGGUUGGAUAUGUGAUAAACAAGCUCGUUUUUUAAGUGUUAAUGGAAGAAAAGCUAUAGCACAUUAUUUACAGUUAAUUAUGGGAGGAGAAUUCGUUAAGAAAAAAGUAAAACUACCUAAGAAGAUGCAUCAUUCUGUCAAAAGAGCAGUUAGUAUUAUUGAACCAAUUUUUGUCAAUAUGUGUGUUGAAGAACAAGGAAUGCUAGACACAGAAGAAAGGGAAAACAAAUUUUUAGGUAUUAUUCUUGAAGAAGAUAUGAGGAAAGAAGUCAAAGAAAUAUUUGAUCAACAUUUAACAGGUGUUAAAAAAUGGAAUGCUUUUGUGGACUUUUUCAAAAAUCAAAUUCAAUCGGGAUCCAAAAAGUGGCGUAGAACUCCUUUUCUUAUUGAAGAAAUAAUGAUUCAAUAUGCUUAUCCUAGAUUAGAUAUAAAUGUCACUAAAGGAAUGAAUCACUUGUUGAAAUCACCUUUUUGUGUUCAUCCCAAAACUGGCAAAGUUUGUAUACCUAUAAAUCCUAAAGUGGUAGAUCAGUUUGAUGUCAACAAUGUACCAACAAUAAUGACUUUGAUUGAUGAAGUUAAUGCAUUUGAUGCUAAAGAACUUAAUGACCAAGGAGAAUCAAUAGAUAAUGUGAAGAGGAUAAAAGAUUAUAAGAAAACUAGUUUGAACAAACCUUUCCAUGCUUUUCAAGAAUUUUUAAGAGGUUUAGAGAAUUCCCAAAAAGGUGAAAAAAUGAUAAAAAGUGAUAUAAAAAUGGAGUUUUGAUCCCAGUUUUAGAACCAUAAAUAUUUUACUAUUUAUUUAAAUUUUAGUACCUGUUCAUUUAUAAUGAACUCAAAUUUCUUAUCGUUUUUGAAUCAAUAUAAUUGUAUUUCUUAGUCGAAAAAUUAUUUUAUUACAAGAAAUGGCGAUGAUCCCCAAAAGAAUAUAGAAAUUCACAUUGAUAGUAACUUAUUUUAUAAGAAAAGAUUUCAGACUUGAGAUAAGUUAUGCAGUUAUUCUAAUUCUGUGUUAAUACAAACACUGUGUUCCAAACAGUUUGUUAUAACUAUUUCAACUGUAACACAAAUAUCAUUGAACAACCCAUAAUGCCUUUGCUGUUUAUUUGGUAAGGUCCGUUUCGUAUACAUACUGAUUUUUUGUGAUUUGGAUUGAACAUAAAAGUUUUUUAAUAGGGUUUGUUUAACAUGGUGUUUUUCUGUAGAAUAUGAAAAAUAAAAUACUAUUAUCUUAAAAAUAUAAAAUAUCUGACAUUACAACUCUUUACAAAAAAAUUAAUAAACGAUUAAUUGAUGUAAAAUAUUCAACAGGUCAUAAUCAUUUGAUCAUUUUCUAGUAAGGCGCGAGA
Molecule: messenger RNA, 2021 nt
Organism: Phymastichus coffea
Lineage: Eukaryota; Metazoa; Arthropoda; Insecta; Hymenoptera; Eulophidae
Gene: DNApol-alpha50
Product: DNA primase small subunit
Exons: 8
Coding region: 197-1438 (413 amino acids)
Biological process (GO): DNA replication, synthesis of primer
Cellular component (GO): alpha DNA polymerase:primase complex
Source: RefSeq, a predicted model, not a curated record